Molecule: messenger RNA, 900 nt
Organism: Mycotypha africana
Lineage: Eukaryota; Fungi; Mucoromycota; Mucoromycetes; Mucorales; Mycotyphaceae
Exons: 3
Coding region: 129-827 (232 amino acids)
Source: RefSeq, a predicted model, not a curated record
AGUUCUCACUAAAUGUACCCAUGCAAACAUUACAAUAUAAAUUUAAUUCAAACGCUUUUUCUUCUUCUUUUUUUGAGUGCUUUAAUAUUACUUUUUGCAAUCCCUGUAAUCAUUUAGUGUAAGAUAGAAUGUCCAAUUCAGCAGCUGAAAAUACAGAAACCGGUAGCAAACUCAACUUAACAUCCGUGAUGUCUACUUGCGCUUCAGCAUUGCAAAAUUUCAAACCUCUCAGUAAUGUCUGUGAGAGCUUUUGUGGUAUUCAUCCCUUUUGCGACAAUAUUAAUAAGCAAAUUGUCGCCUAUCAUUUCUGUUCCAUGUUGGAUGAGGACCGUCGACAAUGUUUGAUAUAUGACGAUGAUGGACCAAACGCAAAGCUGAUUGCUGUGGAAUAUAUCAUUUCCGAUAAAUUAUUUAAGGAGCUUCCGGAAGAAGAAAAGAAAUACUGGCAUUCUCAUAAAUAUGAAGUGGAGAGCGGCAUGUUGGUAAUGACAUCCAAAUCACUCGUCCCGAAUGCAGUUGCUACUGCCACUGAGAAUCAACAAUUGAAAGCAAUUAUAAACACAUAUGGUAAAACAUGGCAACUGUGGCCUGUAGACGAUAAUAACAAAUGCUCAUCAAAAGUACCCUACGGACCGCCCCAAUUAGUUAUGGCAUUUACAAAGGAUGGCCAGGUCAAUCCUCAACUUCUUAAAGAGCGAGAUGAUCAUAUGGGUAUAAGCACUAAAGAAAAGAGGAAAGCUAGGGAAGGUGUGUUAGUGGGCAAUGUGCCCUUAAGUGGAGCGGACCAUUGGCAAUUCAAAGAGCCAUUCCAAAUCAAAGAACAUUGAGCAUGAUUAUUAUAUUACCCCUACAUAUUGCAGAACGAUAUCAAAAUAAAAAAUCAGUGAAUUUUUUGUUGUA